AUGGGUUCGACCGAUAAGAGCCCCUCCAAAGGGGACUGGGAAGAUAUUGUCGCCCGGAAACGCCGAGAUCAGACCCAAGCAAUCGAGGCCUUCUUGCAGAGACAGCGGGGAGCAAAGUCAUUCAGUGAUGGCAUUGAUAUUGAAAUUUGUUCUCUGGAACACAAGGAAUUGUUUGAGGCGCUCGCCUCGGGCAAUCUGACCGCCGAAAGUGUGACCUUGGCUUACAUCAAUCGGGCGAUUCAGUCUCAUCAAAAGACAAAUUGCCUGACGGAAAUCCUGUUUGAGCAAGCUAUCCAGCGGUCCAGAGUUCUAGAUGAAUAUUUCCGUCGAGAAGGCAAACUCAUAGGCCCAUUACAUGGAAUUCCAGUUUCGCUCAAAGAUCAGUUUGAUAUCAAAGGAUUCGACUCGACUCUCGGCUAUGUGGGCAGGGCUUACUCUCCUUCCACCGAGGAUGCGGCCCUAGUCACUCUCUUAACUAGGCUGGGUGCCAUUGUUAUCGCCAAAACAAAUGUUCCCCAAAGUAUUAUGAUAGCGGAAACAAUUAACCCCCUCUGGGGUCUUACUGUCAAUCCAAAUGACCCGUCCUUCACCCCAGGCGGUUCUUCUGGAGGUGAAUCCGCCUUGCUCGCAUGCAAAGGCUCUAUGGUCGGAUUCGGAACGGAUAUCGGCGCAUCGAUCCGCCAACCCAGCAGUAUUAUGGGCUUGUAUGGACUCAAGCCGAGUAGUGGUCGGCUCCCAUACUAUAAUGUUUCUGUGUCUACUGAAGGGCAGGAGCACGUUCCAUCUGUCAUCGGGCCUAUGGCACGAUCCUUGCACUCGCUUACUGAAGUCACCAAGGCUGUGAUUAAUUCUCAACCUUCGGACCUGGAUCCACGAUGCAUUGACUUGCCGUGGAGGUCGCAUAUAUAUGACGAUUUUUUGACCCGCCCACUGACUAUUGGUGUCAUUUCAGACGAUGGUGUGGUGAAAAUCCACCCUCCCUUUCAACGGGCACUUGAUGACCUCGUAGGGAAACUUAAGUCUGCUGGUCACGAGAUUGUCACUUGGGAUCCAAUCGGCCAUGCAGACAUUAUUAAAGUCCAGGAUAAAUACUAUACAGCUGAUGGAGGCGAGGAUAUUCGCCGUGACAUUGCUGUUUGCAACGAGCCAUUCGUACCUCAAGUAAAGGCACUUGUCGACCGAGGAGAGCCCAUAUCCGUCUACCAAUACUGGCAGCUGAACCGCCAGAAGGUAAGUUUGCAGAAGAUGUACCUUGAUCACUGGAAUAAGACUCGAGGAUCGACCUCGGGGCGCAAGGUAGAUAUACUGCUCGCUCCAGUGGCGCCUCACCCUGCGGUUCCGCAUAAUUCUGUCCGCUGGGUCGGCUAUACCAAAGUAUGGAACUUCUUGGACUAUCCUGCCCUCGCAUUCCCUGUCACCACAGUGUCAAAAGACAUCGAUAUCCCGGAUCCCUUAUACAAGCCCCGGAAUCCAACAGAUGAAUGGAACUGGAACUUGUAUGACCCUGAGAAGAUGCAUGGCCAUCCAGUCGGGCUGCAGAUUAUCUCCCAAAGACUUCAGGAAGAGAAGGUCCUUGCGGCAGCCAAGGUUUUCGAAACUUUGCUUUCUUAA
Messenger RNA from Penicillium chermesinum, 1611 nucleotides. RefSeq names its product amidase signature domain-containing protein. NCBI's taxonomy places the organism in Eukaryota, Fungi, Ascomycota, Eurotiomycetes, Eurotiales, Aspergillaceae. The transcript has 7 exons. The coding region runs from base 1 to 1611 and encodes 536 amino acids. The record is from RefSeq and is a predicted model, not a curated record.